Messenger RNA from Bacidia gigantensis, 585 nucleotides. RefSeq lists its product as uncharacterized. Gene Ontology annotation, molecular function: nucleic acid binding. Lineage: Eukaryota; Fungi; Ascomycota; Lecanoromycetes; Lecanorales; Ramalinaceae. Gene Ontology annotation, biological process: tRNA-type intron splice site recognition and cleavage; tRNA splicing, via endonucleolytic cleavage and ligation. The transcript has a single exon. Gene Ontology annotation, cellular component: tRNA-intron endonuclease complex. The record is from RefSeq and is a predicted model, not a curated record. The coding region runs from base 1 to 585 and encodes 194 amino acids.
AUGUCUGUAGCAAAGACAUCGGCCCAAGCCAAUCUACUCGCGACUCUCGAUCCUCAUUCUACGCAAUCCCGUCAUCUCCAUGCAGUUGCCGUAGAAGUCCUACACAAUUUGCGUCACGAGCACCACUGGACAGUUCUUUGCUUGCACAAUAUUUCUCCAAUCACCUUCAGCCCUCUUCCGAGACCCCUCGUCUCUGGAUUGCCUCCACAGCGAGUCUAUGUACACCCAGAUGAUCAGGUACACGAGUUGAAAAACGGUAUAGAGGCGAAGGAUAUAGGGGUUGAAAGAGAAUGGGUAUUGCCCGUGCGCUUGAAGGAGAAGUGGACUUUACGUAAAUUUGGAAAUGUGUUUGAUGCGAUUCAAGAAGAGCCUAGGGACAAGGGCGACGGCGUCGUGAGGAUAUGGGACGAGGACAAAUCCCCCACACUGCCAGGAGAGGGGUCGAAUGAAACGAAUAAUGGGCAUAAAACCAAAACAGGCGAACGAAGAGGCGGGAAGAGGGUCCUACUAGCUACAGCGAGCGAUGACAGCACGGUUGUGUACUAUGUCGUCCAUGAGGGGAUUGUCAAGCCGAGACAAAAUUGA